This is a messenger RNA of Clarias gariepinus (North African catfish), 3050 nucleotides long. RefSeq names its product acidic mammalian chitinase-like. The transcript has 10 exons. The coding region runs from base 11 to 1183 and encodes 390 amino acids. Gene Ontology annotation, cellular component: extracellular region. Gene Ontology annotation, biological process: carbohydrate metabolic process; chitin catabolic process. The record is from RefSeq and is a predicted model, not a curated record. Gene Ontology annotation, molecular function: chitin binding; chitinase activity. Lineage: Eukaryota; Metazoa; Chordata; Actinopteri; Siluriformes; Clariidae.
UGUAGCAAUAAUGACUAGAUUCAUUCUACUCACUGACCUCUGUUUGUUAUUUAUUCCUCUUGGCUAUGCAUAUCAGCUUAUAUGCUAUUUUACCAACUGGGCUCAGGAGAGACCUGAUCCUGUGAAGUAUGCCCCUUCCAACAUCGAUCCUUUUCUGUGCACACAUCUGAUCUAUGCAUUUGCCAGCAUUAACUCUACUAAUCAGCUAGCCACCUCCAAGUGGAGUGAUGAAACUCUAUAUAAAUCCUUCAAUAAUCUGAAGCAAAGUAAUCCAAAGUUGAAAACACUGUUGGCUGUUGGAGGAUGGAACUUUGGCACAAAACGAUUCUCCUCUAUGGUGUCCACUCAAGCAAACAGAAAUACAUUCAUCCAGUCAUCCAUCAGCUUUCUCAGAAAGUAUGGAUUUGAUGGAUUGGAUCUAGACUGGGAAUAUCCUGGAUCCAACGGCAGUCCUUCAAAUGACAAACAAAAAUUUACAUUGCUCUGUCAGGAUCUUCAACAGGCCUAUAAGAAUGAAAGCAUGGUUACAGGACAUCCCCAGCUUAUCAUCACAGCUGCAGUGGCUGCUGGGAAAUCAACUAUAGAUGCUGGAUAUGAAAUUGCUAAGAUUGCCAAGUACCUGGACUUCAUUAGUGUGAUGACCUACGACUUUCAUGGGUCUUGGGAAAGUAUGACUGGACACAGUAGUCCUCUGUAUCGAUCAUCUAAUGAAACAGGAGAUCAAACCAACCUUAAUACUAAUUAUUCAAUGAAAUACUGGAAGAAUCAGGGUGCUCCAGUAGAGAAGCUGAGGAUGGGUUUUGCUACAUAUGGCAGAACAUUUAAACUGUCAUCAUUGGCAGUGAGUGGGCUGGGAGCGCCGUCCAGUGGCCCUGGUACUGCUGGCAACUAUACCAGAGAGGCAGGCAUGUUGGCCUAUUAUGAGAUCUGCAGCUUCCUUCAAGGAACCAGCAUUCAGUGGAUUCAGGAUCAAAAAGUACCCUAUGCCACAAAGGGGGAUCAGUGGGUUGGCUUUGAUACCAAGAAGAGCUUUGACACAAAAGUGGCCUAUCUAAAAAAAAAUAAGUUCGGAGGGGCCUUUGUGUGGACUCUUGAUCUUGACGAUUUUACUGGACAGUUCUGUGGACUGGGAAAAUACCCUCUCAUCACUGAGCUCAAGAAACAGCUAAGAAGAAGAAUUUAAAUAAGGUAUUUAAACUAUUGCCUUUUUAAUACUUUGACUGCUACUGUAUGGUUUUAGUAAUGUCAAAGAUAGAGCUUUAAAACAGUGACACGGAAAUUGUGUCAGAAAUAAUAAAUCAAGCGUUGCUUUUUCUCACCACAAUUAUGAUAGAUUUAAAAAUUUAUGCCUAUCUUAUCUUUACCUAAAUAAUCUUACUUAUAUAUAAAUUAUAUAUAUUUAUAUAUGUAUUUAUAUUUAAUUCUUUGAAUGUACAAAACUAUUUUUUAUAUGAUUAUCAGUUGUGAGCAGAACUUAAUCACUUCAUUAAAACAUUAUCCCCUGUUUUUACACUAAUUGGGGGUAAGUGUGCCAAACUAACAGGUGGAAUUGAUGCUUUCAAAAAAUUGCUGUUCAUUCACCUUUUAUCUUUAGAGGUAUAUUUAGCUUAUAUUAUUUCUGUAUGUGUUACUACAUGUUAGUCACUAAAAGUAAGAGUAGGAAGCUUACUAAAAAACGUUUAUGUCCUACUCUAAGCUACAGUAGGAAUAUUUUUGGUCUAAAUGAACUUUGAGCGUGAUUCCUAGAAGUGAUUUUGAGACAUAUUGUUAAUACAGGCCCUAGUGUGUUGAACAAGGUUUUCUUUUACAUCAUAGGACAUUUUUUGCUUCUUAUUUUUUAUAUUUUAUAAAAAAAUUAAGAAAUCAGAAAAUAAUUACUACCACAUAUUGGUACUGUAUAUUUCUGUGAUUGUCAUAUACUGUAGCUAGUUAAUUUUGCUUCAGCAUUAAAUAAGAAUCUAUGACUUUUUGUUACCUUCUAUUAGGGUGUAACUAUGAAUUGAUUUCAUGUGUUAUGUAAUAGGAAGUGUAAUAGGAAGACGCAAGGUCAGAAAAUACAGUAACCAAAAUCAUAGUUGGUAAAAACAGGUUUGGGUCAAGCAGACGAAACAGGUCAUUGUGUUUCUCUGAAAGUUGAGAGUCCUCUGAAGAUGCUAGGGCUCACAAUAUUGUUUGAUUUACUGAAAUCUGCUGCACACAUUAAAACUAACACUGCUCCUCAGCUUAGAUUUUAUUGGAAUAUAAAAUAUAUGUUAAAUUUUGAUUGAUACUUUCUGUUGGGCUUGAAACAUAUUAAACUGACUUCAUAGACAUGUUUAUUAUUUACAAAUAUAUUAUUCCACAUCUGAGAAAUCUUAUUUUCAAGCUGAAUCAGUAAAGGUAAACUGUGAUGCCACAGCAUACCUUACAGUACUGUAUAUACAAUAAAGUGAUUCAGAGUUUGGUGGUCAAAUAAAUAUUACUGUAGGAGUUUAUCAGUCUCUCACAUCAUGCAGUUACUGAAUUUCUAUUAGCAUAAUUACAUGGCAUAAACCUAAAUUACUAUUACUCUGUGUGUACAUGUUUAUUUUUGGCUAGUUGCUAUGUUAGAUUUAGUUUCUAUUUAAAUUUAGGGAGACAGUAAAAGAGAGGUCACAAUUAUGUCUCAGAACUGUUGGGUACUUAGACUAAUGAUUAUAGAGUUGUUUCCAUUUUAAUCAUUUAAAAGUUUGAAUAGCAAAAUAAUGUUGUUAUUAUAAACAUGUAUACACGGUCUGCUUAUGGUUUGAUUUUUGAGACAUUUCUUGAACAAACCAGUAUGAAUUCAAUGUUGAGCCAAAGUCAAUAAAUAACUCAAUAAUGUCAAAAUUAUUAUAAUUUUUUUUAAAGGGCAUUGUAAUAUUAUUUUAAAUCUAUAUUGAAUCCUGACCUGAACCUAAUGGAUGUGUAAAAUUUGUCUGUAUUUUUUUUAUAUUCGUAGUGUUAUGAAUUACUUGAACUUUAUUAAGAAACUUUCUGACAUUCUAAAUAUUAACUGUUAAAUUGUUCUGUACCAGUUCAUUAUAGUAAAU